Messenger RNA from Vombatus ursinus (common wombat), 2149 nucleotides. RefSeq names its product NSL1, MIS12 kinetochore complex component (gene NSL1). Gene Ontology annotation, cellular component: kinetochore; MIS12/MIND type complex. Bases 18 to 887 code for a protein of 289 amino acids. The transcript has 6 exons. Gene Ontology annotation, biological process: mitotic sister chromatid segregation. The record is from RefSeq and is a predicted model, not a curated record. Lineage: Eukaryota; Metazoa; Chordata; Mammalia; Diprotodontia; Vombatidae.
UUCGAACUUGGGGAAAAAUGGCGGGGAGGCCGGAGCGCCAGCGGGAGCAGCAGGCGGGUGAAGAAGAGAAGGAGGAGGAGGAAGAGAAGCAAAUUGUGGCUACAGAGACGGGAUCAGCCCCGGCCUCGUCCGCCGACCCCGUGGAGGACUUUCGGGUGCGCUGCGCGUCGCAGAAGGCGGUGGCCGAAGUGCUGAAGAUGUGCAGCCGCUUCAUCCGGGAGCUGGGGGACGUCCUGCCCGAGAAGAGCCGGGAGCUGGCGCUGAAGGACGCGCAGUGGAAUUUUGUAACUGCUGUGCAAGAGAAUGUUAGUUUCAAUGGGGAGGCGUGGCAGGAAACUUCAGAUAAUGAAAUUCCUGUAGAUCCCAAGGUCAGAAUUCUUGAAGAUCAGUUUGAUGAAGUUAUAGUAGAUACAGCUACAAAACGUAAGCAGUAUCCCAGAAAGAUUGCUGAAUGUGUCAUCAAAACCAUGAAAGCACAACAUGAAAUUUUGAAAUACUACCGGCCUGUUAUACAUCCAGAGGAGAUAAAAUCUGAUGCCAAGCAAGAAUCUCACAUGGAAAAUUUGAAAUGCAGAGGAGAAACAGCUACCAAGCAGAUUACUGAAGUAAUGAAGUCCUUGCCAGUGUUGAUUGAGCAAGCAGAUGGGUUCUCCACAGUUCUAACGAUGCAGCCUAUUCUACAACUUCAGAGGAUCCACCAAGAAGUUUUCUCUGGCAGCCACACGAAAGAAGCUGUAAAACCUGAGAGCUUUAUAACACAAAUAGAAACCAACCCAACAGAGACUAAUGCCAGCAAAACCACUAACAUAGUACUGAAGAGAAAAAGACCGAAAAGCUCUCCACAGAGAAAACAGUAUCCAUUGCUGCAAAUGAGAAUUGAUUCAUGAGAUGCUCCUGUUUGUUUGGAAGUGAUACAAGGGCUUUAUCUGCAGCAUUAAGCCUAGCUGGAAUUUUAUGUAGAAUAGGAAAGAAAUUAACUUCUUCAACCAGUUGUGCAUUAAGCAAAUAUGAUAGCUGUAUAAUCAACCAAUAAACAUGAUAUAAUGUAUGUAUUUCUUAAUUCACCAUUUCAUCUGCAAUAAGAUGAAAAAUUUGUUUUGUUUGAGUUGGGGUAUGAUGGCCAUCAGAAGGCAGUGAUGUUGCAAAUGUUCCAUAUUCUCAGGUAACAUCUUUUUUUGUUGUCAUGGUCACUUUCAUGGAAUUUCAUGGUUGAAGUAAACUGUUACACUUCCAUGAAUUAUAUCUUUAUAUAAAGAUAGCUUAACAACAAUUGACUUGUUUAACCUACUGAAAAGGAAUCAUCAGUUAUGAUCAAUAGAUGUAAUUUUGAUGUUACAAAUUAAUGUCUAGGUGGGGAAAUGAUAUUAAUAGUGUUACUCCUAUUCCACUUAAUUUGGAUUUUUUGGACUUAAUGGAUCGAUAUUUUUGUGUAAAACUUUCAAAGGUUGCUCAUAUUUAUUCGGACAGUAUUCUUGUAAAUAAAAGAAGACUCCAGUGUUUUCCUGUGCUAUGUGUAUAUUUUUAUAUUUCAUAAAGCUUUUAAUCUUCAAAUAGCAUUUGACUGUGGACUAUUAUCAAAUUUUAUAUUUCUGUUUAGUUCUAGUUGAGGUAUUCAUGUCAGAUCAAUACUAACAAUAAUUAAUAAUAAGUAAUUAAGAAGUUAAUACAAAUAAUUUUGAAGCAUUGUAGAGAAAAUGUAUGUGUAAUCAUACUGAACUAUUUUAUAUCUAAGGAUCUUAAUAUAAUAAAUAUAUAAUCAUUGUUAGAUUGACCGGCAAGAGAAUGAACAAUCCUUUAUCUUCCACAGUUUUCUCAAGUCAGAGCCUUUAACUAACAUUUUCUUAUUGAAGCUUUUAGUCAUAGUAUAAGGAGAAUCAUACAAUUUGCCAAAUAUUCUUCUCUUUUGAUAACUGAUAGUAUCAUGCAUUUCAAAGGAUUUUGCUAAUCGUGAGAUUGGAAAAUUGACAUCUAUUGAUAAUCGUAUUCAGUGUCUUAAUCAUAAAUAUCUGAUUUUUACAGAAUCAGAUUUCCCAAGUGAAGAUAAUUGUAAAGAUAUUUUAGUAUUUUGUGUAUAUUUAUACCACAUUUGUAAUCUGUAUAUUUGUAAAUAGAAAUGUAGUUUAUAUUAAAAUAAUACACAGAGAGUGAA